Messenger RNA from Fraxinus pennsylvanica, 1428 nucleotides. NCBI's taxonomy places the organism in Eukaryota, Viridiplantae, Streptophyta, Magnoliopsida, Lamiales, Oleaceae. The record is from the annotation of a GenBank genome assembly.
AUGCCUUCGCAGUGCUUACCUCUGGUCUCCAAAUGCACAAUUUUCCCAGCCCAUAAAUCCAAUAUGGGUGACCUUAAACUUUCUGUUUCCGACCUCCCAAUGCUCUCUUGCCACUACAUUCAGAAAGGGGCUUUGUUUACCCGCCCACCAUUUCCCAUUUAUCAGCUCGUUACUCUACUCAAAACCAGUCUCUCACAGUCAUUAACUCACUUUCCACCACUUGCGGGUCGACUGACCACCGAUUCGGAGGGAUAUGUUUACAUUAUCUGCAAUGAUGCCGGAGUGGAUUUUAUCCACGCCAAUGGGUCCCAUAUUCAUGUAAGGGACGUUCUGGGAUCCAUUGAUGUGCCUCAAGAAGUUAAGAGGUUCUUUGCUUUUGAUCAAAAGGUGAGUUAUGAAGGCCAUUUCAGCCCUAUUCUUGCCGUUCAGGUCACGGAAUUGGCUGAUGGCGUUUUCAUUGGAUGCGCCGUGAAUCAUGCUGUUACAGAUGGGACCUCCUUCUGGAAUUUCUUCAAUACUUUUGCUGAGAUAAGUAGAGGUGUCAGGAGGAUUUCAAGGACGCCGGACUUCCGUCGUGACUCGGUUUUGAUUUCUCCUGCAGUGCUGAAACUCCCCGCCGGCGGACCCAAGGUUAGUUUCUCCGUCGACGCUCCGCUGAGAGAGAGGAUUUUCAGUUUUAGCAGAGAAUCAAUUCAGAAGCUGAAAUCCAAAACCAAUAAUCAGAAAUGGGAAUUGAACAUUGUCGAAUUGAUGGGCAAGCAGAGCAACGACCCAUUGAAAUUUCCCGACGAGAAGUCGACGCCGUUAACUUGGUUCAGAAACGCCAUUUCCAGGGAGUCAAAUUAUUCAACAGAUCAAAAAGCUGAGAUUUCAUCCUUUCAAUCACUGUGUGCUCUGUUAUGGCGCGGCAUCACGUUUGCCAGAAAAUUACCAGCUUCCAAAACGACAACUUUCCGGAUGGCUGUGAAUUGCCGUCACCGGCUGGAGCCGAAGCUGGAGCCUCUAUAUUUCGGCAACGCGAUUCAGAGCAUUCCAACAUUCGCAACUGCCGGUGACGUUUUGGCUAAAGAUCUGCGGUGGUGUGCCGAGCAAUUAAACAAAAAUGUGCAGGCGCACGAUAAUGCUACCGUCCGGAAGUACAUAGGGGAUUGGGAGCAAGAUCCACGGUGCUUCCCAUUGGGAAAUUUUGAUGGCGCGAUGAUCACAAUGGGUAGCUCUCCGCGGUUUCCAAUGUACGAUAAUGAUUUCGGGUGGGGUCGACCCACGGCGAUUCGGAGUGGUCGGGCCAACAAAUUUGAUGGCAAGAUUUCUGCAUUUCCAGGACGUAAUGGCGGUGGAAGUGUUGAUCUAGAGGUGGUUUUGGCACCGGAGACCAUGGCAGCGUUGGAAUCUGACUCGGAGUUCAUGGAAUUUGUUUCGGCUUAUUAG